GACAGCAUCUCAGAUACUGCUUAUGUAUCAGAAACUGUGGUAGUUGUUUCUCAAUCGGUCAUUGCGAAUACUCCUCAAGAAGACAUCCUCAUAGUAGAUUCGAAAGUGACGCAUGAUAUAAAACCCAUUAACAGGUAUUCUGAAAAUUCUGAAUUAUCACGUGAUAUAAAACCCCUUAACAAAGUUAAGAAGUUUUCUGAAAAUUCAAAAUCAUCACAUGAGAGACAAAAACAAGAGGAAGAAAUUGUUAAUACUCCUCUCAACGUCUGCCCGGAGAUAGAUAAAAAUGUAGAGACAAAAAGAUCGGGAAAAGAAAAUUCUUCUGAUAGCUUACCAGAAGUGUUCCAAAGAGACCACAUCCUACCAACUAAGAAUAGUGGGAAUGUUCAGGCUUCCUCGAGUAUAGUAACUGAAUUCGUACAAGAUUUGUUAGAAGAGCUACUCUCAUCUGACGAUCCACUCCAGACUAUAAAGUUUUCUUCUCCCAAAACUAUAGUUCCCGGAUCAAUAAGCAUCAAAAAACUUGCCAAUUCAUUCUGCCAAGCGAAUGUUGCAAGAAAUAAAACGAUCGUAGCAAAGCGAUCAGAGAUUACAUUAUGGUGUUUAUUCUCUGAAAGGUUCGAAGAUAAAGUUGUGGAGCUUAGGUUUAACGAUAAGAAACUUACGGAUCAGACUGCAAGAAAGCAGAUCUAUAAUGAAAUGAAGCCGUAUCUCGCAGAUGUUUCGAUUGGAUAUUUACAAGUAAUGACCUGUAAAGCGAGAAAAAUUAAUAGGUUAUUUGGGUAUAAAUAUGAUCCUAUAACUCUGAAAAAGAUUAAAGAACAGGUCAAAUCGAAAAUAGCAACUAGUCCUGUAAACGAAAUCUCUGAGACAGUGGUUACUACUUCAGCUAAUGACUCCUCGGAUGAUAAUUUUAGUGACACGUCUGAUAUUACAGAUUAUUUUAAGGAAGAAGGAGCGAUUGAGGAGGAUUCUAAAAA
Messenger RNA from Funneliformis geosporum, 980 nucleotides. The record is from the annotation of a GenBank genome assembly. NCBI's taxonomy places the organism in Eukaryota, Fungi, Glomeromycota, Glomeromycetes, Glomerales, Glomeraceae.